AUGACACGCGAUGCGCAGUCAGGGCCGCGAUCAGUCAGCUCGGCAUGUCCGUCGCCUGCUUUCGAAACGUGGUACCACGCGCCAGGUCUCCCUGGUGGUCAUCGCGGCCACGAGGCGACGAAUUUCGCCUCGCGCCGACCAGCCACAGGCAUGAAAAUAGGCAAUGCCGAUUGUGUCAUAACCCUGCUGCAUUCACAUGCGCCGAUGGACAAUGGAACGAAGCCCAAUGCCGCCUCGGAGCCGGAGGCUAAGAGCUGCUCGUCCAGGUGCGAUUCCGGGUCUUGCCGGACAAGAAAAGGGCGAUCUGCCGCUGCGGGUGAUGUCACUUUCUGGAGAGCUGGGACGAUCAUGAGACGGCCUCGGCUGCAGCAUCACACGUAG
Messenger RNA from Purpureocillium lilacinum, 381 nucleotides. The record is from RefSeq and is a predicted model, not a curated record. NCBI's taxonomy places the organism in Eukaryota, Fungi, Ascomycota, Sordariomycetes, Hypocreales, Ophiocordycipitaceae.